Molecule: messenger RNA, 1559 nt
Organism: Anopheles funestus (African malaria mosquito)
Lineage: Eukaryota; Metazoa; Arthropoda; Insecta; Diptera; Culicidae
Exons: 4
Coding region: 236-1462 (408 amino acids)
Source: RefSeq, a predicted model, not a curated record
AAAUUAAACUAGGUGGGCGAGGGUAUAUUUUUAUCAGCCAACGUAUCUCGUACUACGCCAAUACACAUUAUCUGAUUGCGUUAUCGGCGCCGCUAAAAAAGAAAGCUAUAUUUCGUGACAACACUCCAGUUCCUAGUGUGGUCGUUGAACGGUAAAGUUCCUCGGAAGUGCCCAUCACCGGAACUGAUUUGCUUCGUAGUGAACCUGUGCUUCUACACACCCUUGCGCACUUAAAAUGGCCAACUUCGAGUGGAUCAAUAAUGACCUGCUGGUGGGUUUACUGACUGAGCAGCAUGGAACCAGUUUUAAGCGGCUUGUCUCGUAUGAGGUUAACUUUGCCACAAAAAAGGGAGAUAAUUACGCAAGUGAAAUGUACCGUGUGUCGCUACAUUACGAUAUCGGUGUAUCUGUGAAGAAGAGGAUCAUUCUUAAGGUGAUGCCAUCAGGAGAACUUCAACAGCAAGUCAUGCAAGAGAACAACAUCUUUCCAAGGGAGAUUGUGAUUUAUGCACAAAUAAUCCCCAAGAUCUACCAACAUUUGAGAUCGUUUGGUGAUGGUUCGGUCAUUUCACCGCUUUGUUUAAGCACUGCCACCACUCCCAAGCAGAUGCUUGUGUUUGAAGAUGCGUGCGAACAGGGUUUUCAAAUGAUUGAUCGUCGUUACGGUUUAGAUCUUGACCAUGCUCGGUGUGUAAUUGUAAAGCUCGCCAAAUUGCACGCCUGCUCAAGGAUCGUAUACGAGGAGAAUCCCGCACAGUUUGAUCUCAUGAUGGAAGGAUGCAUUUCUGAUGAUCCUAAAAAGCAAACAUUCUUACCAUACUACCGACGGUGCGUUCGCCAGGUGAUGCGUCUAGUAGCAGAAUGGAACAAGGAUGGGCGAUGGGAUCAGAUACAGCGAAAGCUGGGAAAGCUUCACGACAAAAUCAUCCCGUACGGGUGUGACGUCUACCGCCGGGAAGAUAGGUGCUUCAACGUGCUAAAUCAUAACGAUAUAUGGCUAAAUAACAUGAUGUUUUCAUAUGGUGAAGGAACUGGAGUAAAAGAUGUAUUGUUGCUAGAUUAUCAGCUUGCAUUUUUUGGUUCACCCGGGGUGGAUCUUAAUUUCUUCCUGUACGGUUCACUACAACCGGAAGUUCGUACGGCACACUUACCGGAUUUGGUACAGCUAUAUCAUACUACACUUCGAUCUACCUUGGAACAACUGUACUACACCGGAACAAUACCUUCUCUUCCAGACAUCCACGUGGAGAUCAUUCGUAAAGGAUUUCAUCGUGUCAAUGCCGUGCUGCAACAGAUGCCGAUCGCAAUGAUGGAACGGUCGGAAGAUGCAAACAUGGAUCUUCUCUUGGGAGAAGGAGAACGAAGUGAGGCAUGUCGUCGCGAUCUCUUUGACAACCCGCGUUAUGUCAGUAUCUUGCCAGCGCUAUUACAAGAGUUUGAUCUAAGUGGUUACUUAGAUUAAACAGAGGAACUGUAACCAACGUCAUCCAACUUCAGCCGCGUGCCUACACAAAAACGACUCGCCAGAUAAUAAAGACAUUAAAUAUUUAGAAACAAAA